Pocillopora meandrina is the source of this 8408-nucleotide messenger RNA. NCBI's taxonomy places the organism in Eukaryota, Metazoa, Cnidaria, Anthozoa, Scleractinia, Pocilloporidae. The record is from the annotation of a GenBank genome assembly.
AUGGAGUUCGAGAAAAAUCGUCAAAGAGGCUUAUCACACCUGCAGCAAUUUUCCUUUGGAGUGGGGCACGUGAUUAAUGACAACACUCGCCGCAUGUUGCAUUCAUUCCGAAUGAUUUUUCUCAUGAGAGUUGUUGGCAUUUCUGCAACCAAUGCCGGCUUAAUUUCCUCUUACAAUUAUUUUGCCGGUGGAAUCCUUUUUGCUCCAGUAGCAGGGUUUUUAUGUGAUAAGAUUAAAAUUCCGGUUCUGUCACGCAGGCAUGGAAAGAGAAAAUCGUGGCAUUUGAUUGGAACUAUAGCAGCAGCUAUUGGUAUUCCACUCUUUUUCAGCAAAUGUUUUGUUUGUGACAAAGGAACCAGCGAGUGGCCGGUGUUGUUGUAUUACUUUUUGAUUGCCACAAUGAUCUCAUUUUCCAUCAACUUUGUUGACAUAUCGCACUUGUCGGUCAUUCCGGUUUUGGCAAAGGAUCAGAGAGAGGCCGCUAAGCUUUCUUCUUUAAGGUUUGGAAAAAUUUUUUGAUAACUAAAAUUAUUUGCAUGUUAAGACAAGCUGAAAAGUUUUUUUUUAGCCUAAGAGUCAGGUUCGGUCGAAACGGUGGUGUUCAUAGCGCGGACUUCACGGGAGCGCGAAGUGUGACGAGUAGAUACACUCUCCCUGCCGCACAAAUUGUGACCGGAGAAAUCAGUCAAAAGCCGAAUUAUCGGGCUGGACAUUAGUGUUUUUUGUGGCCUAGCUUGAGAUAUGAUGUCAAGGAAUUUGCGUCAUUGUAAUUUUUUUAACUGCCCCAUUGCGCACUCUGACUUCCCCGGGUUCUUCACUGUCCGUAUAUCAGCAUAACGGUGUAAUCUUCAUUUUGCUUCAGAGAACUCUUUAUUAUCUAGUUCCAUCUUCCUCGAAGUUUCGGAGAAGUUGGUUUCGUUCCAGAAACAGUUGCACCUAAUCACUUAUCAGUAGAUAUUAGGGUGCUCUCACCUCUUCAAAGCUAACUUGCACUUGACCUUUUACUCACAGAACUGCUUUCAUGUAUUUAACUGGCGUCGUUUGUUACCUUGUGGCAUGGCUGAUUCUUGGACAAGAUGGCCGUGAUCAGUUAUCAAAAGAAAGCUCAAUGGAUUUUAUGGUAAUUAGUAACUCCUUACUUCUAUUGUUGCUAUUUCCCCAUCUGCUUCCUUCCUGUGUUUCUUCCUCAUAUUUUCAUUUCUUUCUCUCUAACUUCCUUUUUUCAUGACUAUUCUCCCUGAAAGUUCCUUCAGCUGAGACGCUGAGCAUUGCGGAUGAUCAAGCCGAUAUGCUUCUGAUAGAUGGGUUCAUGUCCAAAAUUUUGCUUGAAACAAAUAGAUAUUUCAAACAAAAUCCUAAAUUCCUUAUAGAUGAGACUAGCAAUAAGUAAUUGUUUAACUUUGCAACUUUACGAACUCGUUUUUCGUUCAAGGAUCCUUCUAUGAUCAAUGUCAUGGCAUCACAUGGGAUCACCAUUUGCACCUAUAUGUGCAAACUUAUUUAUGGGGUAUUAUGAGAAUCAAUGGCUAAAUGAUUUUAAAGAUUUAAGGUUCUACUUUGUCCUAGAUAUGUGAAUGACACUUUUAGAACGAACAGGAAUGACGUUUUUAUGUUACCUAAACGCCACACACCUCAAUAUUAGGUUUUCUUUCGAAACACAGUCUAAUAGGAAAUGUCCAAUCUCAGACGUUUUGGCGGGCAAUUAGGGAGAUUCUUGUGUUCUUUCCAUUUAUCAUAAGAACACGCACACUUGGCUUUUAACAAAUUUCCUUAGUUUUACUCAUUUCAAAUAUAAGAUAGGUCUCAUUCACACGUUGGUAAAUAGAAUUUUGAGGAUAAUUAGUACAACUUCUAGCAUGAAAAAAUAUUUUUAAAACCUUUCUAAAACUCUUUAACGCAACUCUUUUCCUUCUUACCUAACUGACAAAAUCAUAUCAACCUAUAAAAGAAAAUUUGCUUCACAACAACCUCGAGCUUGAUGUGACCCUUCUAUGCAGAGCCGUGUGGUUAAUAACACUAAGUUGCAAACUUCCUAUAGGUGACUUUUCUAGAAUCGCACGUAACAAAUUAACAUGGCUAUCAAAAAUAUUUUGCAAAGACCUUAACAUAAGGAUUGUCUUCACUUCAUUAAAACUUGAGAGUUGUUUUAGCUUUAAAGAUCUAAUUUCGGAUCCCUGACUAUUUAUCAAUUUACUUCAGCGGAAUGUAACUAAUUGCAAGCACAAGUGUUCAACAUAGUGUUGUGAGACUUUAGACUAAGCUAGGACAGUUUAUUGGCUAAAACGUUAGGGAGGCGUAGCACAUUGGCCACUUGCAAACCGAGCUGAAUGCUCAGAUGUAACAUAUUGACUGUCAUUUUUCUUUUUCGCUUAGAUUCCAAGUGUUACAUUGGCGCGCGCUAUUGUUUAAUUCACCAUUGUAAUGUUUCUAAUUUCAAAUAUUGUAUUCUCUUUAAAAUUACAAAUAGAAAUCACUAAUGUCCAUCACUGAACAGACUUGAUUGCAGUUGUGAUGUCUGUUCAUCUUCAGGUGAUAGCUCUCAUCCUAACAGGAGUAGGACUGGUAUGCUCUGGUAUUUUCCAUGUUGGAACUAAAGAACCUCCAGACGAUUCACCAGCAGAGAGGAAGCUGCCUCAUUCGAUUGCAGAUUAUGUGGUAAAUUUUGGUUACACAAGAGCAACAGCUAAAAGAAACCUUGUUUUCCCCAUCAGUUCAACUUACAGUUCUUUGCGAUUAAUCACAUGAUCAAUUAUCAAUUCGAUCAUUAAUCAUCAAUGUUAAUGGAGGCAGGCAGCCAAUUCAAUGCUCUUAUUAAUACCAUUGGUCGAUACGUUCACUAUCAUUUAUGGAAACUGGGUUGACGUGAACACUUAAGCUGACGCUCGAUUUUAGAUUUGAAUUUCGCAAAAAGUUUCCCUGGUUUUCAUUUUAACUUUUGGACUUUUUCGUUGCCAAGUGUUGUAUCAAUGCAAUUUAAUAAGUUUAUUAUAUCCCUUUUGAAAGAGUUGGAUUUAGAUCGGUUAUUACGACUACUCGUCGUCUUCAAGCUUCACUCCCUGAGCGUCUCGUUGCCUAGUUCGGAUGAGAUACCAACAAACACCAAGUGGGCAUGAAUGAAAAUUCAAAUAUUGAGUGAAAUGUGCGCAUCAUUGCUGGUGAUCUCAUUCAAAAUGAUAUUGUGUAUUGAUGUACUGCUUCGUAUCUCUCGUAGAGAAAAACCUCCUUCAUGCCAUCAGCUGGUCUCUUACAGUCAGUCCUGUAUUUUGAAGGAUGUGAGUUGUCAUUCAUCGUUUACCAACUUCACUUGUUUUGCUUUCAGCAAAGUUUCCUUUGAUUUUCUUCCUCGAUAUCUUCAUCUCAAUUUUACAGCUUUUCAGUGGCUAAUCGAUAGUUUCGAAGUCUUCCUGUUUAUGAAGAGCCUCGUUUUCAUUAUUUAUUUUAUCACAGAUCAGCAGCGAAAGGAAAAUAUCCUAGAUAAAUUCAUUCACAGUCUGCGAUCAUUAGAAAACAAUAAUCCAACCAACCAGCAAUUAUGUGAAGAACAAACCAGCCCUGUCAGAAAAAGCAGUUUCUUUGACCAAUUUUUUGAAGCCAUAUUAGCAGGACAUGACACUAACGAAGCUGCGGAAAGUAAGACCAUAGAAAAAGAGGCUCAUGAUCCGACACCGAACUUGACUGUUACCCCAGUGGCAGUCACAAGUGAGGAUGACUUCACGUUCGUAAAGACGUUGCCAAAAGAGCGAAAAAUAAGCCUUAUGAUGAGCAUCUUUAAUAGGCUGACGACAAAACAAGAAGAUUCUGCAGGAGAGAGCGAUUUAAAGAAAGACGAUUACAGAACUUUGGAUGAUAUAGGCGAAGGGGAUGGCCGAGGAAUGAUGGAAAAGAUACAACAAAACUCAGAAAUAGAUAACCAAGGGCACAAACUGACCCCUGCUGUUGACCUUGAAGAAUUUGAAACAGAGCCCAGCCAACAUUCUCCGGAUGUUAGCAAAGAUGAUAGAAAAGCUCUGCCAUCUGUUGCUUCUGAUAUUGAAUCCACUCCUCUACCAAAAGCAAAGACAGCGAGAGCCUGGUUCAAGGAUCCUCAUUUGUAUAAGGUAACUUAAAUUAAAGAAAGGGAAUGUUUCGACAAAAAAUGAGAACUUUUCCACUGCCAUUGCCACUGGCAUUGAUAUUGGCAUUGGCAUUAGUAUUAACAUUCCCAUUGCCAUUGCCAUUACCAAUGCCAUUGCUGGGAGUACAAUUGCGAUAUCUAGAGUUUUUUUAAACCGCUUGUUGUGGUACUGCCGAUAAAUUAUUCGGGUUCUUUUCGCGUAUUGGGAAACUGUGCCUUCUGCUUCAAGAACCACCCGAGGUAGUAGGCUGAGAGCAUUAUCCACGACCUUUAGUACAUUUUUGCCCAUAAGGACGCUAUUGGACAGUGAAUAAAAUAUGUUCACCGAUGCAAGAAAUUUUUAAAAUUUCCUGAAUAGAUUGGUGUGAGCUUCUAAAAAUGUGGUUUAUUAUUUUCUUAUCAGGUUGCCAUUAUUUACUCGUGCACGAAGAGUUUACAGAGUGUGCUCUUUUCUUAUUUGCCCUGCUCCUCACCGACGAACUGAAGUUUGGAAAAGUAUGAAAACAUUUUUAAGCAAAUUUAAUUGAUCAUUUUCUAGGUUUAAAAAAUACUGAAAGUCAUACUUGAUCUUCUAUAAAGGUUAACCAAAUAUCUUGUGACUCAUCUACCCUAGUUUCCUUGCUUUCUCCUUUCUCAGUCGGCGCAUCAGCUUUAUAACAAGUCUGUGGAAGAGAUAAACAGACAGACGGACAGAACAACCAUUUUGAAAAACAUAGUACCCAGUUGAAACUGUUUAGGCUUGCCCGUAAAUUAAACUUCCCGAAUCGUUUUCCAAACAAAGCUCCUGGAAAAAAUUUACUUUAUCAAUGCUCCACACCAGGUAAGAGUGGAAAAAGUUAAAUGCCAAGAAAGCUCCUUGAUGUUUUCAAAUAUUGUCAGGUUCUACUUUUAAAAAACUUGUAUCUCGCCUAUCCGAGGAAAUCACGACUCGCAGAUCCCAUUGCACAUAAAUUGCCAGUUGAUUUUCCCGGAAGAGGUAUGGACUCAAUAAAUUGCUUCUCAUGACAGAAAGAAAAUCUAGUUAAGGAGUCUCCAUGGGGUUUUUGACCGCACAGAUCUGGGUACCAACAUAGCACGAGCUUUAAAAGUCUCAACAUGCAAAACAAGCAUGGCGGCUCGAUACGAUCUCACGAUUUUUAUUGGAAAACGUGUGUUUAAAACAGUUUAUCACGAUUCAAUUUUUAUGUGAUGGAACAUAGGGUUUCCAGCUAUUGCACUCGUAAUAUUCAAAGGCCUUCUUCGCCUGAAAAAAAAUUCAACCGAAAAGAAAACACCGUGGGAAAGAUUGCCAAAAGGCGACAGAUUCGAAAGUCUACGCAUGCUCAGAUACGGAUCUUGGCGAGGUCUCAUUCUAUUACGUAAUGUUUUGCGACAAAGAAAGUAAGGAAAUUUCGAGUAAGAUUUAUUACGUUUCCUUCGGUUAAAUUUCCUAAUAUUUCAUUGUGAUCGAUCGUUAAAAAUAUUUGUGCCCUUCGUAGUGCCUGUUAAUAGAAAAAAAUUAUUGUCGGCUUUUAAAUGAUCGGCAGGGAAAUUUUCACAAAUUGUGAAAAAUUUGGAGAUAUUCCACCGAAGCAAAUUGAAGAAAAUUAAAGGCAAAGUCAAAUUAUUGAUGGUAAGCGCCUUCCUUCAUGGAAGCCUUAGCUUAAUAACAAAAAUCAUUCUGGUAAUAUUUACUACAGCAAACGAUAGUCCGAACCUUGCUCAUUGCCUUACCGUUAGCUUUCAGUGACCUUGAAAAGCGAAAACAUAAAAAUUUCCUAAAAAAAACAUGACGCGUGCCAACAUUGAGCAAAAACCUUAUAGAACCUCCUUAAAACAUGUAUAAGAUUGACAUUUUCCAUAACCCCAGAGUUCUGUGCUUUUUCAUAGGAAGCGAUUGCCAAUAUACCAUUAACAGCGUUAGUAAGUGCCACGUUGUCUACUGAAAUUUCAAGGAGACUCUCGAGAAAAGUGGGAAACAAGGUAAUUGAUACCAAGAUGAUUAAUGACAAGAUUAUGUCGGAUAUUGUACAAUAACAAUAAUCUUUUCCUUUAAAUUCUAUUUCUGUGCAUAAUGAGGGCUACACCCGGUAAAGAAAAUCGUUGAUCCUAAGCGAUAUUGAAAGUGUAUCACCAUAUAAGAAUGUCAUGCACCUUUUUGAGUAUAUUUCUCCACGAAUAUUGUUUCAUAUCAGUCCUCUUCUAAAGCUCUUCAUCUUGUUUCAGUGGACAUUCACUGCGGCUGCUGCAACUGUGAUUGGAUCGUGUGCAUGGUUUUUAAAUAUUACCCAGUCGACGAGAGUUUCUACUUACCCAGCCGUUAUUCUACUGGGGUUUGGUUCCUCCGCCAUGUUUGUGAAUGCUCUUGGCUUCGCAACAGAACUUAUUGGAGACAAUAAAGUAGGUUGAAGUGCUCUUUAUUUUGUUUAUGACAUUCAGUGAAAGUUUCAUUACCCUUUUCAUCACUAUUCGUUCAAAGAACACACUACGCAUUGUCAUAGUUAGUUUAUUACAUAUUUUUUCCCAUUUAAAAUGACUAUAAAGCAAGAACAUCCUUUAUUUCCCUGCAGGGUAGUUCUGGUUUGGUAUUUUCUGUCAUAGGAACCCUCGCCAACCUGACAUUAGGCACUCUGUAUAUCUUCAUACAAGCUUUGUUUCCUAAAGAAAGGUAACCCUAGAUUUUUUAUAAUAAUAAGCAAUAUCACAUCGCUCUUUGUUUGUUAAUUUUGCUGUUGUCGUAGUCGUUCUUCUCUUCAGCUAUUUUUUUCAGUUUCAUCUUGCUGUUCAUUGGUGUUGUUGUCGGUGUUUUAUCAUUCAUUCUCUUCUAAUCCUAGGCCCGUCAAUUUCCCGGGUCCUAACUCCGUCGCGUUCAAACUAUUAAUUCCAUCAGCAUCCAGAUAACACCGUCAUAACUAAAUCAUUGAAAUUAGCUUGAUCAGGUACCCUUUUUAUCAGGGAGUCCCCGUAUCUCUUUAUAAUCGGCCACAAACAUGGUAACUUUGAACUCCUGCUUGAUCCACGUCUCGUUUUAAUGAUGCAUAAUUUCGAAAUUGUAGGAGAAAGUGUUCCAAAAAUGUGUAAAUCAAAGUAAUGUUCUCAUGAAACAACAAGAAAGUAAGAGAGGCUCGAGAAUAAUACAGUAUUAAUGAAGACUGAUGGAGGAUUUUCGAUGCCUGACAUGGUCAGCAAUUCGUUUAAGCAAAUGAAAUGACCAUUAAACGUAAAUGUUACUUCUCAGUGAUAGAUUUCUUUUUAGAUAACUCAGUCAUCGACAUCAAGGUAUUCGUGCUUAUACUCAUUUUGAAAAGGAUGAUUCUCAUCAUAUUGAUUUUUCUCAGCGUAAAAAUUGAAUUGAAAUAUUUUAUGUUUUAGUGCGUCUACCGAUUGCCAAGAGUGUGGAAAUUACGUGCGACGUGUGUUCGCAUUCGUUCCCAGCUCACUCGCUGCUUUUAGUUUGCUGCUAGUGAUUAUUUUUCAAGUUCCUCAAAUAGUCUGCGGGAAAAAAGGUGAGAUGCAGUUUGUUAGCUGACAUAAAUAUAGAGCAGCUACAUUCAUCACUGAAAUACCGCUGUCUUGUAAUAUAAAACACUAAAACUUGGUUGGGUAUCAGCACUGUUAAUAUUUCCGUUCAAAAAACUUUGUUUGAUGCAUUGAAGUCAAUUUGCCAAUAUAUGUAAUGGAGGCUCAUCAUAACGAGUCUAGAUUUUUGCUCGCAUAACGCUGAAGCUUUUCAAAUAAAUCAUCUUUCAUUUUUAACUUCAUAUUCUGGCUUUUGACAUAUGGUGUUAGUGAUGUCUUUGAGACGGGAAAUACACGCUCUUGAAGCUUAUUAUAAUCAUGAAAUAUUCAGUGUUCUUGUUAUUUCCUUCACAAAACAGAAACCGAGAAGGAGACUGAGCCAGACUCAGGUCAUACAACCUAGCUGUGAUGAACUGUUGUAAGGAAAUAAGAUAUCUGUGCAUACUGGGCGGUAAAACUUGAUGGCAAUUAUUGUUACAUCUUCAAUGUUGUUUUUUCAUUGAAAGCGAAUUCAAUAUUGCGUCAUUAUUAUAUAUCUUUCAUUGCUUUUGAUAAUAAAGAUUUUAAUACAGGGUAUAUCCCAAAAUAUUGAUAGUACUUGAUUCUUGUACGUAGCCAAUGUAACGUGCCAGUUUCAAAGAGGACUUGAGUGACAGUAUCAGUUUCAGAUUAGUGGUAAUUGUAUGACCCCUAAAAUAUAACAACACGCAAUAACAUAUGUAUUAAGGCGUUUCUUGUAACGUCCGUUUACAGCAUGCUUCAAUUGACGUUCACUGCAUGGGAAGUUAAACUUGGG